AUUACUAUACGCACACACUUAUUAAGUGAGAAGAAGAUCAGAUUAGAUCAGAUCAGAGAGAAAAUUCAAUUCAAUGGCUUGUGUCGCUGUAAACUCUCUUGUGAGAACUAUUGAGCUUGAGUUCUUGCAACCUCAACCUCGUCCAAUCGUACUACAAUAUGGACUUAUCCCUGGCAAUGAAAACUUGCUCCAAUGUCUCCACCAGAAGCUUGGUUUCCUGAUAGAGCUGUUCGAUGAGAACAGAAUGGAUGGUAUUCAAGCCAUUAAAGACUUGGAAGCUAAGCUCAGAGAUGUGGCUUUUCAAGUGGAAGAUAAAAUUGAAUUCCAAAUCUUACAUCUUUAUGAUGCAGAAGAAGACUUGGGAAUUGCAGAUCUUUUUGGGGAGAAACCACAAGGGGAAACAUGGUAUUCAUUCAAACUUGGUUGCAUUUCGGAAGAAGCAAUAAGAGAUAUUGAUGCCAUCCACAAAGAGUUGUCCAAAGUGAAGAUGGAGUACGAGCGUGUGAAAGCCUCGCAUGGAAGGAAAACAAGUACACUUGCAGCAGCUUCGACCAGAUAUGAUGGAGUUGUCAUGAUGGGGGAUUCUUCCCAAUACGCUUCACACUCCCAGCCACAGGACAAUAUAAUGGUGGGGAAAAACAAUGAGUUCCAGAUUGUAAAGGGGAUGUUAAUUGAGCAUUCAUCAAAGCAACGGGAAAUUGUCUCCAUCAAAGGUAUGGGAGGCAUUGGCAAAACAACGUUAGCCAGACGAGUUUAUGAAGAUUCAUCAAUUGCCUCCCACUUUGACAAACGAGCUUGGGUUGUUGCAUUACAGUAUCAUAAUAAAUUACAAAUGCUAACAGAUCUUCUUAAAUCAAUAGGUUGUGCAGUGGAUAGUUUCACUGGAGAGGAUCAGCUAGCUGAACAGCUAUACCAAAAUCUGAUGCAUCAAAGAUACUUUGUUGUGAUAGAUGACAUUUGGAGCGUUGAUGCAUGGAAUUCUGUCAAAGCUUCCUUUCCUGAUAAUGCAAAUGGUAGUCGAGUAUUGUUGACUACUCGCUCUGCACAUGUGGCUACUAGUAUUAGCUCUAACAAUAACUUUUCUCAUCAAAAGCAAUUGUUAGAUCAAACUGAGAGUUGGAAUUUAUUUUGCGAAAAGGCAAGCAAAUCUGGCUAUGCUGAGUUUGAAGCGAUUGGGAGACCCAUUGUUGAGAAAUGCAAAGAAUUGGCUUUGGCAAUUGUUGUGGCUGCAGGUUUAUUUUCCAAACUUCAUACACUAGAUGAGUGGAAGAAUGUCGCAGAAGCUCUAAAUUCAUCUGCAACAACAACAAUUGAUGAAGAAUGCUCAAGGAUACUCUUAUCCAGUUACAAUCACUUGCCUCACAGUUUGAAGGCUUGUUUUUUAUAUUUGAGCGUAUUUUCAGAAGAUGAAGAGAUCCAAGUUAAGGAAAUUGUAAAGUUGUGGGUUGCCGAAGGACUCCUAAAGGCAUAUGUGGAUAUGAGCUUUGAUGCGGUGGCUAGAAGGUACAUUCAAGAAUUCAAGGAUAGGAACCUAAUUCUUGUAAAGCAACAAAGUAUUUGUGGAAGAAAAGUAAAGGCAUUUGGAAUGCACGAUUUGGUGCAUUCUUUUUGUGUGAGGGAAGCUAAAAAGGAAAACCUUCUGCAUGUUGUCUAUGAGAAUGAGUCCAAUUCCCCUCCUAAAUAUUUCCGAUGGGUAAGCAUCCAAUCAGAAUGGUUUAACAGACAAACAUUAUAUUCUUCUUUAAAAAACUGUCGAUCCAUCUUCGUUUUUUACAGAUUACAUAUAUUUAUAAAUUCAAAAUUUUGCAGUCUAUUAAGAGUACUCUAUAAUCAUAUUCACUGUGAUAUGGUGUAUCUUGUCCAUUUGAGAUGCCUAUUGUCAUCGUUGCGAGUUUUAACCAUUUCAGACGAUCCAUUUUGUAGUUGGAAUCUUCAAACACUUUCAGCUUAUACUAUUGAUAAAAUGAGCUUUUUAGAGUUCCCACAACUACAACAUUUGCGUUGUUUUAACCCUCUGAGUGAUAUUCCCAUAUUUUUUCAUCAAAACUUGAAGAGCAUUAGUGUGUUAAUUCCUGAUCAAUGCACAAAAGAAUUGUUUACAAAUAUUCCAUACCUAAAGAAGGUAGAGAUUCUAUGUUGUGAAGAUGGUUGGAGUGAUGAAUGCAUUAAUAACCUUGCCUAUUCACACCAGCUCCAGAGUCUACAUCUUCGUGGUCAUUUCGGCUUUCCGUCUGUGAUUCCAAAUAUUAACUGCCUUGUUUGCUUGAAAAACCUUAUAAGGUUGAGGUUUACGGAGUUGACAUUUGAGUGGAAGGCAAUUAAUAUUCUUAGCAAGUUGCCUAAACUUGAGGUGCUAAGGUUAAACAGUUGUGAGUGCAUUGGUACAGAGUGGGAACUAUUGGAGAAGGAGAAUUUUGAGCAGUUAAUUUAUUUGGAAAUUUCUCUCAGUUAUCUAAAACAUUGGGAAGCAAGUGCCUGUCAUUUUCCAAAUCUCGAGCACCUAGUCAUUAAAUGGUGUCCUCAAUUGGCGAAGAUCCCAACUGACUUUGCAGAAAUUCUAGACUUGAAGUCAAUCAAAUUGAUUGAUUGUCGUCUUUCUGCGGUGAAUUCUGCAAAGAAAAUUCAAGAAGAGCAACGUGAAUUUGGAAAUGAUAAUAUGGUUGUCAUUGAGGAAUAUACUAUACUGGUCAGUCUCUCUCCAGUAUUCUUUCUCUAUUGCCUUUUUUUUAUUUCACUCCCCUUUUUCUCCAAACUUGAUUUAGUUUCACCAUGUCCUAAUAAUUUCUUUUCAAUGAUUCAUAGCAGCCUCACUACAGCUCUGUUGAUGAUGAUGAAUAAAAGCAAAAAAAAGCAAGGUGAUCUGACAUACAGCUCCCACACUCUUAAGCUCCAAUUCAAUGGCUACUCAAUCUUGGACGCCGCCACCCUAGCUUGUAAAAUGCAACGCUUUUCAUUGUUAAUGAUUCGGCUGGGUUGAAUCGGGUAGUACAGUCUCCGUCAUAAAUAUGCAUGGGCACUUUAAUUUGUUGUAACCUGUAAUGGGAAGUUUUCUUAGAACCGUGAUCUGGGUACGAUUAAGCCAAAACUAUUGCUUGCUGCGAGGCUUUAUCAGGGCUUAAAUGGAGAUGUAUUAAUAACGUCAUCCUAGAGCUCAGAUACACAAUUUUAACUUUUGUUAAUGUUUCUCAUGAUUAUUUUUA
This is a messenger RNA of Ipomoea nil (Japanese morning glory), 3200 nucleotides long. Its product is annotated as disease resistance protein RPP13-like. Gene Ontology annotation, biological process: defense response to other organism. The record is from RefSeq and is a predicted model, not a curated record. The transcript is spliced from 2 exons. Bases 74 to 2977 code for a protein of 967 amino acids. Gene Ontology annotation, molecular function: ADP binding. NCBI's taxonomy places the organism in Eukaryota, Viridiplantae, Streptophyta, Magnoliopsida, Solanales, Convolvulaceae.